ACCCAAUAGAACUAUACGUCGGCCGCGUUUUCUGUCGGUAAUAAAAAUUUGUUGCACAAAAACUUGCGCAGUAUUCGAUCAAAAUACGAUUAAACACGCCCAAAAAGCGAAAGAUUGCGCGCAAAAAAUAAACUCGAGCUAAGAGCAAACACAGCGUUUUAAUAAGCAGUGAAAAAAUGUCAUCGAAAUCUCGACGAGCUGGCACCGCGACGCCGCAGCCCGGCAGCACCUCCACUCCGCUGCCGCCAACCGGACCCCAACCGUCGCAGUCGCAAUCGUCGUCGCAGUCGCAGCAGCAAGCUAAUAGUCCACUGAGCCCCACACGUCAUUCGCGUCUCGUGGAGAAGGUGGAGCUGCAGAAUCUGAACGAUCGUCUGGCCUGCUAUAUCGAUCGUGUACGCAAUCUGGAGACGGAGAACUCACGUCUCAGCAUCGAGGUGCAAACGACCCGGGACACUGUGACCAGAGAGACGACCAACAUUAAGAAUAUCUAUGAGAAUGAAUUGCUCGAUGCACGUCGCAUGCUCGAUGAGUUGGCACGCGAACGUGCCCGACUCGAGAUCGACACAAAGCGCCUGUGGGAGGAGAACGAGGAGCUGACGGCGCGUCUCGAUAAAAAGACCCAGGAAUGCAGUGCAGCAGAGUCCAAUGCCCGAAUCUAUGAGUCACGUGCAAAUGAGCUGAGCAACAAAUAUACGCAGGCCAAUUCUGAUCGCAAGAAGGCCAAUGAUGAUUUGAAUGAGGCCCUUAAGGAUUUGGAUCGUUUGCGCAAACAGCUCGAGGAUUCGCGCAAGAAUCUCGAACAGGAGACACUGGCGCGUGUGGAUCUGGAGAAUAGCAUACAGAGUUUGCGUGAGGAGCUCUCGCUCAAGGAUCAGGUUCAUGUGCAGGAGAUCAACGAAUCGCGUCGGAUUCGGCAAACUGAAUACAGCGAGAUCGAUGGACGUCUUUCGUCGGAGUACGAGGCAAAGUUGCAGCAAUCGCUGCACGAGUUGCGCAGCCAAUACGAGGAACAGAUGCGCAACAAUCGCGAAGACAUCGAAGCCCUCUACGAGGCCAAGAUCCGUUCGCUGCAGGAUUCCGCGUCGCGCACUAGCAACUCGUCGCACAAGUCCAUUGAGGAAUUGCGCAAUUCACGCAUACGCAUCGAUGGCCUCAAUGCCAAGAUCAACGAUCUGGAGUCGACCAAUGCUGUGCUGAAUGUGCGCAUCCGCGAGCUGGAACAGCAGCUGGACAACGAGCGUGAGCGCCAUAGCAAUGAUAUCGCCAUGCUAGAGAAGGAGCUGCAUCGUUUGCGCGAUGAGAUGGCCCAUCAGCUGCAGGAGUACCAGGAUCUAAUGGACAUCAAGGUCUCUUUGGAUCUGGAAAUCGCUGCCUACGACAAGCUUUUGGUGGGUGAGGAGGCGCGCUUGAAUAUAACGCCCGCCAAUUCGGCCACGGUGCAGUCGUUCAGUCAAUCCUUGCGCAGCUCACGUGCCACGCCCUCGCGUCGCACUCCGUCUGGCGGACUAAAACGCAAACGAGCCGUUGUCGAUGAAUCGGAGGAUCGAAGUGUGUCCGAUUUCUAUGUGUCGGCCAGUGCCAAGGGCAAUGUGGAAAUCAAAGAGAUCGAUCCCGAGGGCAAAUACGUCAAGCUGUACAACAAGGGCAGCGAUGAGAUCGCCAUCGGUGGCUGGCAACUGCAGCGUUCCGUCAACGAUGGUGGACCGGUCACCACAUACAAGUUCCAUCGUUCGGUUAAAAUCGAACCGAAUGCUACGGUUACCGUUUGGUCAUCGGAUUCGCGGGCCAGCCACGAGCCACCAUCCAACAUUGUGAUGAAGCAACAGAAAUGGAUCACAGGCGACAAUACGAAGACGGCUCUGUUGAAUAGCGAUGGCGAAGCGGUUGCCAAUUUGGAGCGCAUCAAGCGUAUUGUGUCCACCCAUGUGUCGUCCUCAUCCUCAUCGCGUCUCAGUCGUCGUCGCAGCGUCAGCGCCGUUGAUGGCCACGAGCAACUGUAUCAUCAGCACGGCGAUCCCCAGCAGGCCGGCGAGAAGUGCGCGAUUAUGUAACAGCUGCCAUGAGUUAACAGAAAAAACAAUUACACACACUAAACACACACCACACCACACACACACAUAGCCAGACAGACAAUUUAUACAACAACAACAACAAUAACAGACCCCGUUAGACAGCUAAGUUUAUAUAUUUUAGUUUACCCCAUUUAUAAGAAAAACGUUCAAUUAAUUUAUUCAUUUUUUGUAUAUCCCUGCAACAAGAGAGCAGCAGGUUUACAUGAACAACUUUAUGUCUUCAAUAUUAAUCUUCCACAUGUUUAAAAAUUCAGUUUCUGUUUUGUGUUUCUCCAUAACAACAACAAAAAAAUGACAAAUUUCAAUUUACGUUACGUGUUUCGAAUUCAAAAACUACUCCCCCACUUCAACUAUACUUUACGUAUUCAUAAGCAGUAGUUUUGUAGACUUUAUAUGGUAUAUUUGUUAACAAUCCCCAACUACUUCCAGGCUAUAGAAUAUACCAUUUAGAAUUUACAAAAGAAAACAAUAAUUUUCAACUCUUCCUCUUUUUUUUUUACAAAAUCUUUGCAAAUGCUGAGUUUUACAGCAUUUCCGAUGCAUUUUGUGCAAAGAACACCCCUCAACCAUAUAUAAAUAAAUAGACAUAAAUAUACAUAUAGUUUUGUAAGCAGCAUUAAAAUUACGACAAGAGCUCAUGUUAAAUAACUAAUAAAAACAAAAACUAUAUCAACAAAAAAUCAGACUACAUAAUAGUAAGAUAAGUAUCUUUUUUUACACGCAGAUCAAAUAAAAAUACAAAUUUCUAUCUAACAUAUAAAGAACAAGAAGAGACAAAACACGCAUAAAAAGGCAAUGUGAGAAAAUAAAAAGAAAAGAAAGCCAGCAAUAAUAUAUAUUUUUAAAACAAAUAAAAUUCGAAGGCAAUCUCUCCCUCGGUUUGGCGCUCAUAUUAGAUUGUUUUCAAUAUCUAUAUACAUAUAUAUAUAUAUAUAUCUUUUUGGGCGCUCAACCGGUUUAAACUUCAACCCAAGAAAGUUUUGCGGCGUUUAUUUUAUGCGUGGGUGUGGCCACGACAAACUAUUCAACAAAUAAAAAAUAAGAAAAACCUACAAAUUAAAUUGUAAUCUUA
Messenger RNA from Drosophila grimshawi, 3147 nucleotides. Its product is annotated as lamin Dm0. Lineage: Eukaryota; Metazoa; Arthropoda; Insecta; Diptera; Drosophilidae. The transcript has 5 exons. The record is from RefSeq and is a predicted model, not a curated record. Bases 177 to 2054 code for a protein of 625 amino acids.